Dentiscutata heterogama is the source of this 1196-nucleotide messenger RNA. Lineage: Eukaryota; Fungi; Glomeromycota; Glomeromycetes; Diversisporales; Gigasporaceae. The record is from the annotation of a GenBank genome assembly.
AUGUCUUCGAAAUUUUUAGGAACGUUGGCUCGCGACAUUGGAAACUUAUUAAAUGAUAGUUUAGAUGAAUGUAAUGUUAUAAUAGAAGUUGGUCAGUCGCCGAAUUUUCAAAUAUUUCACGCUCAUUCAAUCAUAUUAAGAGCCAGGUCUCCUUAUUUUCGAAGUGCUCUUUCAAAAAAUUGGGCAAAAAAAGAUGGUGAUCUUAUGACUUUUUCAAAGCCAAACAUCUCCCCAAAAGUUUUUGAAAUUAUUCUUCAUGGAACUGUUUCCAUGACUGACAAAAGUGUGAUGGAUGCUCUUGAUCUCUUGGUUGCUACAGAUGAAUUAUUAUUGACCGAAUUGUCUGAUCAUGUACAAGAAUAUCUUCUCCAUCAACAAAAUAGUUGGCUUCAGAAUAAUCUUAUUGUACUUUGGCAAAAAGUUCAUCUUAUUGAAUCUUGUCGAAAACUUCAAGAGUAUUGUCUUCAGAUCAUUUGCAAAAAUCCUCAUUAUCUUUUUGAAUCUAAUAAAUUUUUAUCUAUGGAUUCUUCAUUACUUGAACCAUUCUUAAAGCUUGAUAACCUUCAAAUUGAAGAAGUAGAAAUUUGGGAUUAUAUCAUUAGAUGGGGCGUUGCUCAAAAUCCUUCUUUAGAUAUUGCUAAGAUUCCAAGUUGGACUCCCGACAAUUUUGAUGCUCUGGGUAAGACUAUCGCUAAUUGUAUACCACUUAUUGGUUUCUCUCAAAUUUCUUCCACGGAUUUUUUUGAUAAAGUUUGGCCGUUUAGAAGUAUCUUGCCCCCGGGUAUUUUGGAAGAUAUUAUGAGAUACCAUUUGAAACCUUCUUCUCCUCCACGACCUGUUGUAUCGGCCCGAAGAUUGCAAUUUGAUUCCACUCUUGUCAGGCCUUGUCAUGCUGCUUUAUUAGCAAGCUGGAUUGAUCGUCUUGGCCAAAAACGUUAUCUUUAUGAUGAAAUUCCUUAUCAUAGUUUUCUGUUUACUUUUGGAAAUCGGGGCAUGGUCGAAGAUGCAAAAUUGAGUCGUGUAUCAAGACAAAGAUCUUAUUAUGCUAUUCGAUUCAAUGGAAGGGGCUAUGGCCCAUGUUUUGGUGAUAAAGAUCUUUCUAUGAGAGAGAAUUUCAAUUUAGAAGGAAGUUGUUCGUGUCAGAAAGAUGAUUACUUAGAUAGUAUUACUGAGUCUACUACUUUUUCGGUUGACGA